Molecule: messenger RNA, 2492 nt
Organism: Durotheca rogersii
Lineage: Eukaryota; Fungi; Ascomycota; Sordariomycetes; Xylariales; Xylariaceae
Product: P-loop containing nucleoside triphosphate hydrolase protein
Exons: 3
Coding region: 221-2419 (732 amino acids)
Biological process (GO): DNA replication initiation; mitotic DNA replication checkpoint signaling
Cellular component (GO): nuclear origin of replication recognition complex
Molecular function (GO): DNA replication origin binding; ATP hydrolysis activity; chromatin binding
Source: RefSeq, a predicted model, not a curated record
GCUUGUAAUCCUGGCCGUAGCUAAGACAACCUUAAUAAGCACAGCCCAUCACAAUUCUGCUACCUAGGUACCUAUCUAUUUACCUACGUAGCACGCGUCGUGGGACGCGUUGCUCUUAUCGAUAAUUUAGAUCAUGGUACUAUUCGUAACCUCUGUCUCUACCUUUUACACUUAGGAAAUCGCCUACUUUAUUAUCCCGACCCUCGGCUCCUAAUCCUAAAUGGUCCGGCGUUCCUUUCUUACCACCGCCGCUUCCUCUGGCGGCGGUUCGGAUAGCGAUGAUGAGCUCGGCGUCGAGGACCAUCCUUGGACGUGGAUUUAUCGCUCGGCUUCCCUUUCAGGGCCGACGUCAACGGGGAAUAGAGACGCCCAACUCGAUAUCAUAGGGGCUAGGAAAGAUAAUUUCGAAUGCUACGUCGGCGACUGUGUUCUUCUGAAGGCCGAGGGCUCUAAUGAGGCAUGGGUUGCCAUCGUGACCGAGUUCCUUGAGGCUGACGAAGACGGAGACAAAGCUGCCAACUUCCUGUGGUUCUCCACAGAGAAGGAGAUUCGAAACAAUGACCGGAAACGAACAGAUUUUCUCCCUAACGAACUGUAUAUCACACCCUCCUCUGACGUCAACCCCCUCGCGUCUAUCAACGACAAGGCUGCCGUCAUGUCCGAGCAGGAGUUCCUCCAGAGGUAUCCGAGUGGAAAGGUUCCCCGCGGCUCCCUGGGCUAUAAUAAGACCUUUGUUUGUAGGAGAGGGUGUGAUACGAGGACUACAAUUUAUACCCAGGAGUUUGUAUGGGAGAGUGUCUACUCUGGCAAGCCAGAGCACCUGGGCACCCUAUUGAAACUGGUGCAGGACGGAACUAGAUCGACGAGGAAGCGCCGCCGUGGCAAUAUCGCAACCGUAGAAACCGACUACAUUGCUACGCCCCCCGAAGGAGACGACGAGGACGAGGAAGAAGACAGCUCCGAUGUUGCCCAACGAGUGCCAGUUACCCCAAGAAAGAGACGAAAGGCACCGCGAACCGUGACACCAUCGAACCGUAGAGUUGUAAUAAAAAAGGCCUUGGAAUUCACGCCACUCGCAACCCGCAUGCUUUCUCCGAGCCACCACCAGUCUUCUCCAUUCCAGCUCGCGAGGGCUCAGCUGCACGUGGCAUCUGUCCCGGCAAGUUUGCCUUGUCGAGAAUCCGAGUUCUUCUUGGUAUACUCUCAUCUCGAGACGGCCAUCACCGACGGAUCUGGCGCUUGCAUUUACAUAUCCGGAACCCCCGGGACUGGAAAGACAGCCACGGUGCGAGAGGUGGUAUCGAAACUUGACGAGGCAGUACGCUCCGACGAACUGGAUGAUUUCAUCUUCGUCGAGAUUAACGGAAUGAAAAUAACUGAUCCCCACCAGUCAUAUACCCUCCUUUGGGAAGCUCUCAAGGGACAAAGAGUGAGCCCCAGCCAGGCGCUAGAGCUUCUUGAGCGCGAGUUCAAUAACCCCAGCCCUCGUCGGGUCCCAUGUGUGGUGUUAAUGGACGAGCUUGACCAACUGGUUACGAAAAACCAGAGCGUCAUGUAUAACUUCUUCAAUUGGCCGGGGUUGAAACACUCUCGACUUAUCGUGCUAGCGGUGGCCAACACGAUGGAUCUUCCCGAGAGGACGCUCAGUAACAAGAUAAGUAGUCGCCUAGGACUUACCCGCAUCACGUUCCCGGGUUACAACCACGAGCAGCUCAUGAAGAUUAUCCAUUCGCGCCUCGAAGGGGUCCCGGGGAAUGUCGUUGAGCCGGAUGCGGUCCAAUUCGCCAGCCGUAAGGUUGCGGCUGUGAGUGGCGACGCGCGACGCGCGCUGGAUAUCUGCCGGCGAGCAGUAGAGCUAGCGGAAGCCGACGUCAAAGCCUCGGGAAUCGACCCGGCGACGCCAAGCAAGAGGGGGAAGUUUAAGUCGGGAGAGGAGGACAGGCCGAAAACCGUAAGAGGAAAGGUAACUAUAGCGACAGUGAAACGAGCGAUCAAUGAAGCAACAUCGAGCCCACUACAGCAGUAUUUGCGCGCCCUUCCAUUCGCUUCUAAAUUGGUCCUCUCGUCCUUGCUCAUCCGGAACGAGCGCACGGGUCUUCCUGAUAGCACUUACGGCGACGUAGUGGAGGAGAUGAGGCGGGCCCUAGUCUUGGAUGCUAGUAGCCGGCGGGUCAGUUUGCUUACGAGCACCGGGGAGAAGGAUUCGGGGGUGGGAAGGAUUACGCGACGAGACCCUAAGCUCGCCAGACCGGCGGGGAUCAGCAGCGCGGCCGCCGACUUGGCCGGCGCCGGAAUUAUUAUCCUGGAGGCGCAGCGGGCGGAGCGGCCAAGUAAGAUCAAGCUCGCAGUCGGCGACGAGGAAAUUAAGCUUGCAUUCCGGGAUGAUCCCGAAAUCAGGGCAUUGGGUAUAGCAUUCUAACGUACACACGGGCCGUAAUGAACCCUCAAUUAUUCAGGAUGAUAUCCUCCCCCAACCAGACCCUCUUUAUUUG